Molecule: messenger RNA, 2311 nt
Organism: Botrytis byssoidea
Lineage: Eukaryota; Fungi; Ascomycota; Leotiomycetes; Helotiales; Sclerotiniaceae
Exons: 3
Coding region: 625-2094 (489 amino acids)
Biological process (GO): cAMP catabolic process; cGMP catabolic process; negative regulation of glucose mediated signaling pathway
Molecular function (GO): 3',5'-cyclic-AMP phosphodiesterase activity; 3',5'-cyclic-GMP phosphodiesterase activity
Source: RefSeq, a predicted model, not a curated record
GAUAAAACAAGAGUCGAAAAUCAAUAUGUGUAGCACAAUGCAAUGCAAUAAUAAACAUUGUACGGGCUCGGAAUUAGUGAUUAGGAUAUCUAACUAAUGCACACCCUAAAUAUCACGUGGAACCUACCGUUACACAUCCGUUUAUGGAAAGCCUCAACAAGUUCUCUCUCUCGAACAAAGGAACUGUAGCAAACCCCCUCGCUAUACUCGUGCUCAAAAGAUAGCAAAGUACAAAGAAAUUGGAAUGCAGCGACGAAUCUCGUGCGUGUCCCACCGGUCGAGAGAAGACAAAGAGGAUAGGAGAAGUAAGGGAAGAGGGAGGGAAAGGAAAAAAGUUAAAAAGCCGACGAGAAGUUCUGCUUCUUUUCUUGAUCACAACAUAUAUACGGAGACUGUUGUUAUACUGCUAGACGAAGAUACGGCUGCAGCAGUAUCGCUAUUAAUAUAUUUAGUGCGACUUUUUUUUCCCUCGAUUUUUCAUUUUCGAGGAAGUCUUGUCACGUAUAUUUCUUGAGGCGAGAUUCACGAACACCGACACAUUUGUUGCAUUCGAAGAUUGAUUGACUGAUUUGAAAGAAAUCGUGAUUAAGGGCAACAAAGCAGAGUACAAGAAAAUAGGCAAACAUGGAACACGAAAGUGGUGCCGGGAAAUCUAUGCAGGUUAUCUUUUUGGGAGCCAGCGGAGGCCCUUUAGAAGAUGAUUGUACCUCAUUACUAGUACGUUCAGUAUCAUUGGGAUGGAGUAAAGGGUCCGUUCUUGCUGUAGAUGCCGGAGUUCACCUCUCGGCCAUCGACCGAAUGCUCCAAGACCACAAUCCCUCAACAACCGAACGACCAUAUUUGCUAAAAGAAGGGGCCUUUGCAGGCCUAGAACUUCCAUUCAAAACUACCGGGGCAAAUGCUGCUCACAUAGCACGCAAUCUGGUUGGGGCUCAUCUCAUCACUCAUCCGCAUCUUGAUCAUAUAUCCGGGGGGGUAAUAAGUACCGCCAGUCCCAGUUCUAAACCGAGAAAAAUUGCGGGAUUGGCAAGUACGAUUGAGGCUUUGAAAGAUCACAUCUUUAAUGAUGUUAUUUGGCCGAAUUUGUCAGAUGAGAAUGGUGGUGUGGGAUUGGUAACUUUCAUGAGGUUGAUUUCGGGGGGCUCGUCGGUAUUGGGAGAUGGGCCUACGAAAGGCUAUAUGGAAGUUGUAGAUGGACUGGCCGUUAAGUCUUGGGCUGUUAGUCAUGGGCCUUGCAUUGGAAGCUUCCCUUGUAUGUAUUCCCCAUUUUACUUUUUGAGAAUAUUGAAUGGCGGAUCGGAUGUUAGUUUUGUUGAACUACAUCAAUCAGGAAGCAACUACAUGAACGAAAGCGGCAGUCCUCGUACCCCAAUCCAAAAAUCCAGCAGCCACUCCCACCGCAGCCACUACUCCCCGAUCACCAUACCCCACGGUUCAUCAGAAGGUCUCAGUUUUUCCCCCGCCGAGGCUGCCCGCGCGUACACCAGUUCUGCCUGCUUCAUCCACGAUAUCACCUCUGGUAAUGAGAUUCUAGUUUGGGGAGACGUAGAACCCGAUUCACUUUCUCUCUUCCCACGCAAUAAACAAGUAUGGCAAGACGCCGCCCCCAAAAUCGCGGCUGGAAUCCUCAAGGGUAUCUUUAUCGAGUGUUCGUAUGACGACAGUAGACCGGAUGAUUUAUUAUUCGGACAUCUAACACCGCGCUACGUCGUUGAAGAAUUAAAGUUUCUCGCCACCGAAACGGAAAAAUGUCGCGAGGACCUGCGGAGACGUGGGAGCGAUCGUGCUUUGAGCAGUUCUUCUCCGACAGGUAAUUUGGAUAUGCUGAAGAAAUCGAUCACGACACGGGAGAAGGAUAAGAAAUCACACCCGCCUCUAGCUACUUCGGCUAAUUACAUUUCUUCACACCGGAGAGCCUUCGGUUCAGGUGUCUUGAAGGGGGUCAAGAUUAUACUUAUUCAUGUGAAGGAUAAGCUGGAUGAUAAAGAGGAUCCGAGGGUGAACAUAUCGAAGGAGUUACGGGAAUAUGAAGAGGAGCUUAACUUUGGGUGUGAGUUUGUGGUUAGCGAGAAGGGGAUGAGUGUUUUGCUAUAGUGCGCGCUUGGUUUUGGACUGUUGUUCUAGGGACUGAAUGAGGCUGGGCGUUUGAGGGCUGGACGGUUGCUUGCUUGCUUGCUUCAAGUAUGAAUUUUUUGUCUGGUGGGAAGGUAGUACCCUUGUUUAUCUUGGUCGGAGGCUGUUUAUGGAAGAAAAUUUCAUUGAAGGACGGUGGAUCGCUUAAAUUUCUUGCAAGUCUCAAGACAAGGUAUAU